Candida tropicalis MYA-3404 is the source of this 753-nucleotide messenger RNA. RefSeq lists its product as uncharacterized. Bases 1 to 753 code for a protein of 250 amino acids. The record is from RefSeq and is a predicted model, not a curated record. NCBI's taxonomy places the organism in Eukaryota, Fungi, Ascomycota, Pichiomycetes, Serinales, Debaryomycetaceae. The transcript has a single exon.
AUGACCGUCAAUAGUAAAAAGCACAGUCGAUCAGACGAUAAUGACGACGAGGAAUAUAUUGACAUGAGUGGGAAGAGAGUUAAACUUCAGAUGAAUGAUCUAUCAAUUGAAGAUAAGCGACCCGUGAAAACACGAAGGUACGAGAUAAAUCCCAAACUACACUUGUUUGACAAUUCAACAAGGUCAUCAUCAUCAUCAUCAUCAUCAUCGUCAUCGGUACCACUUAAAAAUACAUCAUCUUAUACAUCAUCGAACUUAACAUCAAAAUUGAAUGGUAUUCUAGCUGAUCAUUUUCAACAAGUAUUACAUUCUGGAUUACAAGUGAUUAGAUGGUACAAUUAUAGAUUUGUGGUUAUAUAUCGAUACAAGAGAUGGUUUGUGAAACUAUGGAACCGGUUUGUUAAGAAAUACAAUGAAAAGAAUAAAGUAUAUAUUCGUCCCUUUGCAUCAAUGGAACAAAUAUUAAAGCUUAUACAGGAUAAUUUAAUUUCUUGGAAUGAUUUAAGUAAUAUUAUUGCCCAAGAGAAUGAAUUAGAAAUCAAAAGAUUGGCAUUAAAAGAAGAAAUCCGAAAUCUGAAUAAAAAAUUUGAACAAAUCAAUGACGAAAAUGAAGCUUUGAAAGACAUUCAUUAUAAUUAUUGGGACAAUCUAAAUUUCGAUAAAGAUUUAGAUAUGCUUGAUGUAUCUGACGAUGUUGAACUACUAGAUUCUAGAAUACCAUAUGGCAGAGAUGAUUCUUCAAUGGAGUUUUAA